AUGAUAGUUGACGAUAGUUCAGAAUAUUAUCAAAGUAAUGACUUUGACUUUGAAACUACGCAUAUAUAUUUGGAACAAUAUGAUCAAUUUGAAAAUUCAAGGACUUCAUCUAAUUUAUCAACUGAAAUGCUACCUGAAAUUCAAACAACUCUAGAAAACAAAGAAAAAGAUAAAGAAUCCAUUAUUUCCAAAAAUAAAAAAUCAUACAAACGUAAAAAUCCAUCAUUUACGCGAGAAUAUUUUGAAAAAACAGUCAAUAGUACAGGUGAAGAAGUGCAGGUUUGCAAGGUUCAGAAUGAAAAUGAGAAAAAAUGCAAUCAAGAAUAUAAGAAUGUUGAAAGCUCGACAGGAAAUCUCAUUGCGCACCUCAGAGAUGUACAUAGAAUCGGUUUACAAGACGAUAUAGUAUUUAAAGUUGAAUUAAAGUAA
Dentiscutata erythropus is the source of this 429-nucleotide messenger RNA. The record is from the annotation of a GenBank genome assembly. NCBI's taxonomy places the organism in Eukaryota, Fungi, Glomeromycota, Glomeromycetes, Diversisporales, Gigasporaceae.